Haliotis rubra (blacklip abalone) is the source of this 1249-nucleotide messenger RNA. Its product is annotated as cell wall protein DAN4-like. The record is from RefSeq and is a predicted model, not a curated record. NCBI's taxonomy places the organism in Eukaryota, Metazoa, Mollusca, Gastropoda, Lepetellida, Haliotidae. The transcript is spliced from 4 exons. The coding region runs from base 152 to 1249 and encodes 365 amino acids.
GGAUAACACGCAUGGGAACGUGGGGUCUUGAGGUAAGGGUUAUAAUUACUUUUCUCUUUGUCGUGACAUUGUCACUGACGAACACUGAUACCUAGAGGAACAUCGCAGGUGACAGCUAUAGUUCGUAGUGUACACAGUUUGGGCUAUAGACAUGUUUGGCUACAUGACAUUGAUGAUUCUAUACAUGGUAGGGCAUGUGAAUGGAAAUGUCAUCUCUGGACAACUCGUAUCUGGUGUGUUCAAAGAGAUUCAUGUCCCGAGCUUCACCUUGUGUCAGUCUCUGUGUUGGUACAUCACUCGUUGUAGGGCUUACACCUGGGUUACAGAGACAGGCUUGUGUCAUCUCAGCAGUGUCACCAGGAGCUCUUCACCUGCCGCCUUCUCUCCCAGAAACCACCAUGUAUACUCGGACGUCAUGGCUUCUCUUGGACUGAAGCAAUCCCAUCCUUGUGCACGACGACCGUGUUAUGUAGGUGAGGUGUGUGUGCCCGUAGCUGCAGCCAGUGGGCACCUAUGUCUGGAAGGAGGUACGGUACGUGAGCUGAGUUUAACAUCCUCGGCCGCAUCACAUGCCACAUCUGAGCAACAGACCAUCACGUCAACUACUGCGCAAGAAACGUUGCCUACAACUAACGGAUUCGUCCUCCCUUCUUCUGUGACAACGUCAUCUAAAGAGACUACAGCUUCCACAACCUCAUCUCAGUCAACAACUACAGCCACUUCGUUGCAACCUGAAAAUCCUCUAACUACAGUUGCUACAACUACAACAGCAACCACAACUGCGACGUCUUUAACAACUCCGACUGAAUCUCCAACUACAAGGGCAACAUCUACAGCUAUCUCAACUUCAACACCCCCGAUAACGACAUCGACAAUAGAUGUGCCUUCAUCAACGACAACACCUGCAGAAACUACUACAACUACAGUCCUUGCAACAACUACAACUGCAACUACUACUAUUACUACUACUACUACACCUACUACUACUCCUUCUAGUACUACUAUUACUACUACUACUACGUCUACUACACCUACUACUACGUCAACUACACCUACUACUACUACUACUACAGCUACUAGUACCAGUACGGCGGCUUCAACCACUUCCGUAACGACUACUGCGACGACUACUUCAACGACCACAACGACACCCACUACUCUCAGUAAAAACUUCGACCCCCUCAGCUUCAAGGCAACCUAUGGAGAUGUUUCGAUUGGCGGCACUCAGUCGUGGCAUGAUGAUGAAUGA